UCAGCAAAUAUAAAUUUAGUAUGAGUUUCCCUUAAAUAGUACCACCCAAUUGCUGACAAACAUUCUAGGAAUCAAAAUGGAGACAGAUACUCGAAUGCAUGAUGAAAUUCAGAGCUUAUCCACAAAGAGGUUGAUGGGCAAAGUUGCAGUUAUAACUGGUGGUGCAAGAGGGAUUGGAGCUGCCACAGCAAAACUGUUUGCACAAAAUGGGGCCUAUGUUGUAAUUGCUGAUUUACUUGAUGAAUUGGGGGCUAAUCUAGCCGAUUCAAUUGGAGGCCGCUACAUCCACUGUGACGUUUCAAAGGAAGCCGAUGUGGAAUCAGCUAUCAAGCUAGCACUGACUUGGAAAGGCGGACUAGACAUCAUGUUCAACAAUGCAGGCAUUGGUGACGCUGGUGGGAGCAUCACAAACCUUGACAUGGACCAAGUGAAGUACCUAGUCUCAAUUAAUGUGUAUGGAAAUUUACAUGGAAUGAAAUAUGCUGCACAAGCCAUGAUCAAAGGCGGCCGAAAAGGAGGGUGUAUCAUUUGCACAUCAAGCUCAGCAGCUCUUAUGGGAGGCCUAGGAGGACAUGCCUACACAUUGUCAAAAGAGGCAAUCCUUGGAAUGAUGAGAAGUGCUGCUUGUGAGUUGGGGGUGCAUGGAAUUAGAGUGAAUUGUGUUUCGCCACAUGGGGUCCCUUCGGAGAUGCUUGUAAGUGCAUACAGGAAGUUCUUGGGGAGAAUGGAUGUGAACCUCGAAGAAAUUAGUAAGAUUAUUGGUGAGAGAGCGAGUUUAUUGCCUGGGAGAUGUGGAAGUACAGAAGAUGUGGCUCAUGCUGUGCUUUACCUGGCUAGUGAAAAUGCUGAGUACAUAACAGGACACAAUCUUGUUCUUGAUGGGGGUUAUACUUCUGCUAGCAGUAACAUGAGUUUCAUCUACCAAUGUUAAUAAAAAGGAAAUUACAAAUAGAAUACCUUAGAAGGACAAUAUCUAUUGGUUCAGGAGUAUAACUCAAGUCAUAAAUCACAAUACCUUUCUUUACCACUUCUUAUACGGAAAGAUACAAGCACGGAUUUAUCAUAUGCUAUGAACUUAAACUCUCUUUACAUACUAAUGUUGACCUACCAAUACUAAAUAGAUGGACAAGGACGCAGGCUAAAUAAUACUAUGGUUGUAAAAUGUGUCUUCUCAAAAUGAAAAGUAUGCUCACUAUAAUUAUAGGUUUUAUUUGGUUUC
This is a messenger RNA of Quercus lobata, 1219 nucleotides long. RefSeq names its product short-chain dehydrogenase reductase ATA1-like. Bases 77 to 931 code for a protein of 284 amino acids. Lineage: Eukaryota; Viridiplantae; Streptophyta; Magnoliopsida; Fagales; Fagaceae. The transcript is spliced from 2 exons. The record is from RefSeq and is a predicted model, not a curated record.